GAGUCUUUGAGCGCUGCGCCGGCAGCACCCCGAGGGACCGUCGCGCCGCCGCCCCGCGCCGCGUUUUCUCACGGGAAGGAAGGGGUUCAAUUAAAGGACGCCGCCCCGUAGGUUCGAGGACCGGUCCGAGGGCGAGGGCGAGUGGGGUUCGUCGCCGAUCCGCGCGCGGGGGUCUCCGUGCCCCGUGGGAGCGUCGGGGCCGCGAGGGGAGUGAGCUACGUACUCCACACGCGCGCGUGCACACGCAUUAAUGGCGAAAGGAAUUGUUCGCCGCCAGAAAUGUUGCAACAGGACACGCCAGCAGACGACUCAAAUGACUGUAGUCGCCUGGAGCUGUCGUGCUUCGAGGGCUGUGCGUCGGACGCCGAGGCAGAGCGCGAGGAGCCGCAGACGCAGCAGCGGGGGGCGGAGGCGGAGGCGGAGAGGACAGGGCAGGAGGCGGAAGGAGGAGAGGGUGAAGGAGAGGGGGCAAGGAAGGAGGCGGAGGCGGAGGAGGAGGACGCUGCAGGGUCCCCGCCCCCGGCGUCGCCUGACUGCAUCUGCGACGCGCUCGACUUGACGGGGCUCGAGGGCGCCCCCGCGCACACCUCCACCCCCAAGGCGCCCCCCGCGCCCCGACGCCGCCCCGGCGCCACCCACAGCGCGCGCGGGUUCACGCGGGGUCGGCGCCCGACGCUGCGGCACUCGGGGCGCCCGCGCCAGCGCUCAGCGCUUCCGCGUCCAAUAGGGCCGAGGAGGGAGGGGGGCGGGUCGCUCCGCGAUGCGCGCUGCCCAAAUCGCGCCCGCCUCCGCCGAGUGCGCCUUGCCUUCCCUCUCGGCGAAUGGCGCUCCGCCGCGCCAGCGCGCCCGCCGUCACCGAGCGAAGAGUUCGCCGGCGAGCGAGCGUGUGGAGCAACUGACCAUGUCGCUGUUCAGCGGUUCGCGCGCGCCCUCAGAGUGGUGGCGCAGAAGCGGAGCGCAAACCAGAAGACGCACAAAGCGUCGGCGAGGAGUGCGCCCGCCAGCGUCGCUGCCAGCAGCAGAGAACGCAGCCCCGACCGAAGUUGGCUCCGGGCGGGCGCGGAGGCGGGCGCGCCGGUGCGGCGCUGGCUGGAGGAGCUGGCGGCGGCCACGGAGCCCGAGUGCACGACGGCGCUGCAGAGCAAGUCGCUGGCGGCCGACCUGGGCCGGCAGGUGGCGGCGGCGGCGGCGGCGGCCACCAGCUCCGUGCGCGCCCUGCAGGAGCGCUCGCGUCGCAUCGCCGCCGAGUUCAACAAGCUCUGCAGGCAGCUGGAGCUGGGCGCGAUGGAGCACGUGGGGCCGCUGGUGCAGUCGCUGACGGGCCACGUGGCGGAGUUCGCGCGCCAGCAGGCCAACGGCGGCCGGGCGCUGGAGGCGCUUGAGAGCGCGCGGGUAGUAUCGGGGUCAGGCAAGGGGCAGCACAAGGGCGAGGACGCUGGCCAGGAGCAGGGUGGGUUCGAGCAGACCAGGCCAGACCCUGUGGUGGUGUCGGUGGUGGAGGCGCCGGCGAGCGAGAUGGCGCUGCGCGCGGCGCUGGCGGCGCUGGCCGCGCUGGGUUUGGAGGGCCGCCACCUGAGCGCGCUUGUGGCGGAGGCCGGCGGCGUGCGCGCGCUGCUGGCCGUGGUGCUGGAGUCGCGCUGCAGCUCGGUGCGCGCGGCCGCCAUGCGGGCGCUGGCGGCGGUGGCGUGCGCGCCCGACGCCAUCCGCUGCCUGGAGAGCGCGGGCGGCGUGGAGGUGCUGGCGGAGCUGCUGGCGGACGACGCGCGGCCCGAGCCCGAGCUGGCGGAGGCGGCGGCGGUGCUGGCGCAGGCCACGGCGCCCUGGGUGGAGGACAACCCCGGCGUGCGCGGCCUCGCGCAGCACCUGCCCUCGCUCGUGCGAUCGCUCUCCGGGCUGGCGGAGCGGACGUCGUGCGCGGAGACGCUGCUGCUGUCGGCGGCGGCGCUGGCCAACGUGACGCACAUGGAGCCGCGCGCCGUGUGGGAGCUGCUGGCGGCGGGCAGCGCGGGCCGCCUGCUGCGCGCCGUGCGCCGCCUGGGCGCCGCCGCCUCCGUCUUCCUGCAGGAGCAGGCCGCCGCGCUGCUUGCCGCCAUGGCCGCCGUGCCCGAGUCGCGCGCGCGCCUCGCCCACGAGCGCGCCGUCGUCGCGCUGCUCUGCUUCCUGCAGGUGCGCGCCUCGCCCCUGCAGGACCAGCCCGAGAUCGCCGCGGCCGAGCGCCUGCAGCACAAGUCGGCCAUCGCGCUCUCCAGACUCUGCAGUGAUCCUGCUGUUGCUGAGCAAGUAGUAGUCCUACAAGGUGUCACGCGAUUAGUACGUUUGUGCAGAGAUGAAAGAGAACGUAAUCACAGUGAUGGAGUUCUUGUGGCAUGUUUGGCUGCUUUGAGAAAGAUUGCUGCAAACUGUGGAACCCAAGUAAUUGAAGAUCUCGAUGCCCUUGAACUAGUGGAACCUCGAUUGUUAGACUCAUUCCUUCUUUACUCAUCACGACAAGAAAGUUAUGUGUAGAGAUAUCUCAACACCAAAGAUUGUAAUUCUAUAUAACCAACUGCAAAGUGAUCAUUUCAGGACAGAACGCCAAGGUAUUGAUUAAUGUUGUCAAUUAGGUUUUCAGAAAAUAAUUUGUUACUGUACAGUUAUUGUAUAAACAUUUUUUAUUGUUUUUUAAGAU
Messenger RNA from Gryllus bimaculatus (two-spotted cricket), 2668 nucleotides. The record is from the annotation of a GenBank genome assembly. NCBI's taxonomy places the organism in Eukaryota, Metazoa, Arthropoda, Insecta, Orthoptera, Gryllidae.